Linum tenue is the source of this 2309-nucleotide messenger RNA. NCBI's taxonomy places the organism in Eukaryota, Viridiplantae, Streptophyta, Magnoliopsida, Malpighiales, Linaceae. The record is from the annotation of a GenBank genome assembly.
GUCUUCCCCUUGCUCUAUACGAAUUAUUGCGGUUCAAACCUUCUGAUGCGGCCUUCUUCUGCCCAGCAGCUCUCCCGUACGUACGUGAUGUUUUCAGUUUCACUUUCUAGUGCCACGGCACUUUUGGAGAUGGCUUCAUAAGGUGCAUAUGAUUGGUGAACCUUUGCUUUCUGCACCUGUGUUCCUCCAAUUGAUCAUCAUGGGAGCUGCCGAAACUGUUGUGACUAAGAAGAUUUUGAAGAUAAAAUUUUCCACCCAGAAGGUUGAAGUUGAUCCUGGGGCAAGUUCAUGUGGAUUGAAGCAGAAGCUGUGUGCUGAUCUUACUUCUCAAACUCGGAUGGGUACAUCACAAAAUGCUAAAUUUGCCAUUUCGUGCUCUAAAAAGCGUGGCCCGUCAAUGGAUAUAGAUGGUCAUCCAUGUAAGAGAUGGAAAAUGGAUCGUACAGUAACACAGCAGUGCUUGGCUCUUCUGAAAGUUCUUGUUGGACAUCCAGACGGUUGGGUUUUCUCUGAGCCAGUGGAUCCUGUCAAACUUGCGAUUCCAGAUUAUUUCACUAUCAUAUCCCAUCCUAUGGAUCUGGGGACCAUAAAGUCCAAGCUGUCUAAGAAUGCAUAUGCGGGGGCUGAAGAAUUUGCAGCUGAUGUUAAAUUGACGUUUGAUAAUGCUAUGCUGUAUAACCCACCGAGUAACCCUGUGCAUCAGCAGGCCAUGGAGCUUCAUAAAAUUUUUGACACCAGAUGGAAUUUAUUAGAGGAUAAAUGGAGUUAUGAAAUGUCAAAAUAUGGAAAGGCGAAAUUACGUGGUGCGCAUGUUAAGGGAAACGACUGUAUGAAACAGAACUGCCCCAGAACGCCACCUCCUUGCAAUGCUACUCUAUCUAGGAAGCCAUAAAAGAGACGACGGAAAGGGGCUCUCUACAUGCCCAGGCUGUUGAGGUUAAGAAUGCCAAAGCUGCUGAUAACUGUGUACCGAAGUCCGUGAAAGGUCCUGGACAUGUGCAUGGUCUUGUCAAUUGCAAACCACCAAUGAGGAUAGUGGUUCGCAAAUGUGGUACUUGUGGCAAGGGCCCCUGUGGAUGUAGCCUUCAGAUGAAUUCAGUUAAUGCAUUGUCAGAUGCAUCCAUUGCUGGAGCAUUUAGCAGGGAUCUUUCCCAAAGCACUGAUGCCAGAACAGUGGACUAUCAGCCAGAGGUUAUCUCGAUUUCCCAGAUGAGCAGGUCAGAUCCAGAUUCUGAUGGUGCCGUGAGUGCUUUAGAUGAAGACAAUUUAUGUCCUAGUUCGGAGCUUGUAAUGCCUAUUACGGAUGCAACUUCUGGAGAAGAUUGGAGAUCUCAUGUUGCUGAAGCACAUCAAAUGUCACCGAAAAGAGCCCUACGUGCUGCAAUGAUUAAGGAACGAUUUGCAUACACAAUUCUGAAGGCAAAGCAUAAUACGCUUCUUGAUCAUGGUGACAAGGCUGAAUCAAUAAAGAUGAAGCGGGAAAAGGAGAGAUUGGAAAGGAUGCACCAUGAAGAGAAAACAAGAAUUGAAGCCCAGAUCAAAGAGGCUGAAGCUGCCUCCCAGAGGCAACAUGAGAUGGAAUUGAAGGAGCGAAGGCAACGGGAAAGAGAAGCCGCCCGGGUUGCAGUGCUGAAGGUUGUUGACUUUUGCUACCUUUAUGGCUUGACACCUCAAAAUCAUAAUUCUUUUCGUCCCAUCAUAAUACAACUGGUUUCCUUGGUCGAAAAAUACGAUAAUUUCAGGUUGAGAGAAGUGUUGAGAUUGAGGAGAACAAAGAAGUACUGAGAGAACUCGAGGAUCUAAGUGGGUGCAGGCUGUUGUUAGUCAGUCCAAGAGUGGGUGAGAGAGCAUACAGAGGAAGAGAAAGUGAAGGAGGAUGUGGCUUUGAAAGCCCCUUGAGCCCACUGGAGCGAUUAGGUCUGUUCUUCAAGGACGACGAGACCGACAAUGUGGAUGAGUGGUUAGAUGGUGAUGUCGAGGACGGCGAGCUGUUGCCUUGAAAAAGCCUGCAGUCCAAAAUGAUUACUGCUUGUGUUCCAUAUUAUUUUUUCUUUCUUUCCUGAGCUGCCUCCUGUUAAUAAAUAUCUUUUGCAGAGAGGAAAGGGGAAGUUUUGAUUGAUUGUAAAUGAGUAUAAUUUUGUAGUCGUUGGUUAUAGAUUAGGUUGGUUCUGUAGCGUGCACAAGUUGCACUUGUUAUGGAAUGGGUUGAAGAAUAGGUUCAGUUCGAUAUAAUGUCCAGUUAAGUUAACUGGAGUUUGAUGCUGGAUCUUGUUGCCCCUAGUCGAGAGUUCUUUUGGAACGAAAUUUCU